CACAGGCCACCGCGUCGCUCCGCGGCAGCCGGGCGGCCCAGGUGUGUCCCCCCCGGCGGCCCGACCAGGCGCCCCUCGGGCCCGAGCCCCCGUCCUUGUCGGGCUGCGGCGUCCCCGGAGGGCGUGGCCGGCGCGCCUCACCUGGCCGCUCGUUGCAGGUGCGCGGCCCGAGCAGGGCACCGGGCGAUGCCCGACCCCGCGUCCCUCUGUCGCCAUGGAAGAGGCCCCUCUGCUGGGCGCGAUGUCCGGCCCCGACGAUGAGAUGGUGACCGACCUUUUCUGCCCGGAGCGGCCCUUGGUCCCGGAGGGCCUGGCCCUGAGCCCCGCCGUCGGGGUGAAGCUCGAGCAGGACGAGCUGCCCGUGCUGGGCGACGCCUACCUGGGCGCCGCGGACCCCGCCGAGCCGCUGCUGCGCGCGCUCAGCCCGCCGCCCGGCGCCCACUGCCCGGGCGAGGUGCAGGCCGCGCUGCUCGGGGACUUCCCCGGGCUCCCCGAGCUGCGCGCCCCGGAGGACGCCGCGCCGCCCGCCUACAGCGUGCACGUCCUGUCCUCGCUGCUGCCCGCGCCGCGCGGCCCGGCGCUGGUGCCGCUGGGGGCCGGAGUGCGGGUGAUUCCAGUUGAGAUCAAGGAAGGGGGUGGCAGUGUCGCAAGUGACAACCCCGAGGAAGCAGCCUUCCAGAGUCCUCUUGCUCAGGAGUCCUUUUGCACCUUCCUGUCAUCCCAAGAAGCAGAGGAUACCCCUGGCUGCUCUCGCAAGAAGGACUCCGGCCCGAUGGUGAUAUGUCAGUUGAAAGGGGGGGCACAGAUGCUGUGCAUAGAGCAUUCUGGCACAAGAGAGCUCAAGGCCCUUCACUUGGUUCCCCAGCAUCAAGACCAGAAUAAUUAUCUACAGUCAGAUGUCCCAAAGCCAAUGACUACUUUAGUAGGAAGAUUUUUGCCAGUACCAGCAAAAUUAAAUCUCAUUGCACAACAACUGGACAGCGGGGCCCGCCCCUCGGCAGUUACCGGGCCUGCUUUCCCCACAGGAUCAGCUCUUCCAGGACCACCAAAAAUCGCUUUGGCUGGGUACUGCGACUGCUUUGCCAGUGGGGACUUUUGUAACAAUUGCAAUUGUAACAACUGUUGCAACAAUUUGAGACAUGAAAUUGAACGCUUUAAAGCCAUUAAGGCUUGUCUGGACAGAAAUCCUGAAGCGUUCCAACCAAAAAUCGGGAAAGGAAAGCUGGGGGCCGCCAAGCCGCGGCACACCAAGGGCUGCAACUGCAAGCGGUCGGGCUGCCUGAAGAACUACUGCGAGUGCUACGAGGCCAAGAUUAUGUGCUCUUCUAUUUGCAAAUGUGUCGGUUGCAAAAACUACGAGGAGAGCCCAGAGCGAAAGACGCUGACGAACAUGCCAAGCUACGUGGAGAUGGCGGAUCUUGAAGGCAGCCAUCAUUUGUCACCAACUAAAUUUUCAGGACUACCGAGGUUCAGAAAAGACAGGCGGCUCUCCUCCUGCAUCUCCUGGGAGGUGGUGGAGGCCACCUGCGCCUGCCUGCUGGCUCAGGGCGAGGAGGCGGAGAAGGAGCACUGCUCCGAGUGCCUGGCAGAGCAGAUGAUCCUGGAGGAAUUCGGAAGAUGUUUGUCGCAGAUUCUCCGCAUCGAGUUUAAGUCCAAGGGGUUGAAAAUCGAGUCAAGUACCAUGUAGUAUAGCAAGCCCUGAGUGCAUGCAAACACGUACCUCGGCGUUCUGAGGAAGCUCUGGUUCAGAAAGGGGGUUGGAGGAGCAAGAGGCCAGCCUGCGGCCACACGAGCCUAACAAAGCUGAGCUCUUAGCUGGGCGCAGUGACGCACGCCUGUCAUCCCAGCAGCUUGGGAGGCUGAGGCAGGAGGAUCACAGGUUCCAGCCAGCCUCAGCAACUUGGAGAGACCCUGUCUCAGAAUAAAAUAAAAAACAAAAAGGGCUGGGAAUGUAGCUUAGUGGUAGAGCAUCCCUGAUACCAAAAGUAAAUAAAAUAAAACCUGACGGAGCUCUGGUCUGCACCAGGCCUGGAGAGUUGCCCGAGGUGCUCAGCAGGGCGCCUUGUUUGAGGAAGGCAUGGCACAGGAGUCUUCUCUCCAGGGAGUGGGCUGCCCUGCAGGGAAAACCAGGGUGGUUUUGCUUUUUGUUUGUGUGUUUUGUUUUUCAAAUGAUUUAGAAGUAAAUUCUCCAGAGAGCUGUUAUGGUGUGACAUACAGUUUCUGAGGAGCCACUGAGCACCUCAGAGCACAUCUGCAGUGUGGAGGGUCCCCCAAGACUCACAGGGUCACCAGCCUUCCAAUGCCACCAGGACCGACAGGUGGGGCCCACAGGCCAGGCUAGCAGCAGGAGGGCUGAGUCGCAGGACUUCAAAUUGUAUUUAGUUUCUCAUACAUUUCUACUUGAAUUGAGGAAAAGCUCUAUUAUCCGAUUAACUUCUCCAGAAUGAUUGUUAUUAUUAAAUGUAAAACACGGCUAGAGUAAUUAGUUUGCAGAAGCCAGCACAUAAGAUUGGUUAUUAUAAUGACUCUUUUGGUUCUAUUAUAAACGUAAAGAUUAAUAAAAAUUUCCAAAGUC
Molecule: messenger RNA, 2575 nt
Organism: Marmota monax (woodchuck)
Lineage: Eukaryota; Metazoa; Chordata; Mammalia; Rodentia; Sciuridae
Gene: Tesmin
Product: testis expressed metallothionein like protein
Exons: 9
Coding region: 215-1687 (490 amino acids)
Biological process (GO): regulation of DNA-templated transcription
Cellular component (GO): nucleus
Source: RefSeq, a predicted model, not a curated record